UACUAUUUUUAUCAUUUUAAAACGACUAAUAUAAUUUGUGGAAUGCACGAAUUUAUAACUCCCUAAAAGUAUAUCAAUUCAAGCCUUGAAUCAAGGAAAUUGAUCAGUUACUUUCCUGCUCUUCACUUAUAGAUCUCCUAUGAUAAUUGAUAGAAAGCUUUGUAGCUUUAUUUUUUUUAUAUUUGUUAUUAAAAUAAUUUAAACUUCUGAUUAUGUAAAUGCAAGAAUAAAAUUAAAACAACUGAGAAAAUGGCAUUUAAGUUAACUUCAAGCAAAUGUGCUAGUUUAUUCGAUGUCACAGCUGAAGAUUCAUUAAGGUUAUCAUUAAAACCAGCAUGGGUAUAUUUUUGUAAUGUGUUAAAAAUGAGAUACCCUGUUUUACUAAAGAAUCUGCUAAAAUAUUCUGAUGAAAUAUUUGCAAUAUUAAUUAUGGUGCUUGAGGAGUAUAGUUUUCGUAGAAAUUCUGGUACAGUUACUGAAUGUUUUUAUCAACUAAAGCGUGAAUGUUCCCUUCCAGAGAAUUCCUUUAGAUUCAGGCAUGUUAAAUGGAUUUCGUUAACAUCAGUUGUGUUGUUACCAUACAUAUCAGAUAAACUGCAAAAUUAUUAUGACAAGUUGUUAGCAAACUCAAAUUUAGGUGUAGAGCUUACUUCAUUCCAAAAAUACUUUUUAAAUUUAUAUCCUAUUCUUUUGACUUUUAUUAAAUGGAUUCGAGUCAUUAAUUAUAUACAGUACUUAUUUAAUUACACUUGUCAUCCUUCUCCAAUACUUCGUAUGGCUGGUAUUCAGUUGAAGUAUGGUGUUAAAACAGUUGUAAAAGUAUCUGAUAUUAGUUCUAAAAAAAAAAGUGGGAUGUUUCAAAAACUGUAUUCUAUUCCAGAUUUUACUGCUUCUAUUGUAAUGAAGAUUGCUCCUCUUGUUUUUUAUUCUUUGCAAUUUGUUGAUAUGUUUUAUGAUAAAGAGACUGGAGUUUCCAAAUUAAUGACUUCAUUACCUUUUCCAUCUGCUCCAUUAAUGCCUAAGGUUGCAUCAACAACUCUAAGACUUCCACCUUCAGCUAAACAAUGUCCUCUCUGCCAACUGCCUCAUACGAAUCCUACAACAAUUGUUAGUUCUGGUUUUGUUUUUUGUUAUGCAUGUUUAUAUCGUUAUAUUGAAAAGCAUAAAUGCUGUCCUAUAACAUAUCGACCCUGUGAAUUCACUGACAUGAUAAGAAUACAUAGUUAAAUAAACAAGUUUGAUUA
Molecule: messenger RNA, 1244 nt
Organism: Hydra vulgaris (swiftwater hydra)
Lineage: Eukaryota; Metazoa; Cnidaria; Hydrozoa; Anthoathecata; Hydridae
Product: peroxisome assembly protein 12
Biological process (GO): protein monoubiquitination; protein import into peroxisome matrix
Cellular component (GO): peroxisomal importomer complex; peroxisomal membrane
Molecular function (GO): protein binding; ubiquitin-protein transferase activity; zinc ion binding
Source: RefSeq, a predicted model, not a curated record